Molecule: messenger RNA, 3433 nt
Organism: Cuculus canorus (common cuckoo)
Lineage: Eukaryota; Metazoa; Chordata; Aves; Cuculiformes; Cuculidae
Gene: KLF12
Product: KLF transcription factor 12
Exons: 8
Coding region: 183-1376 (397 amino acids)
Biological process (GO): regulation of transcription by RNA polymerase II
Molecular function (GO): RNA polymerase II cis-regulatory region sequence-specific DNA binding; DNA-binding transcription factor activity, RNA polymerase II-specific
Source: RefSeq, a predicted model, not a curated record
CGCGGCGGCCGGUGGUUCCGCCGUGUGUGUGUGUGUGUGUAUGUAUGUGUGUGUGUGUGUGAGUGUGACACUGCCCGGACAGACAGAGAGCGGGGACCCCGUGUCGGGGGGAGGAAACACUUUCUCCGCUUCUGCUCAGGAUUGAAGUGGACCUAGGGAUGAAUGGAUGACUGAAUAUUCAUAUGAAGAGGAAAGCCAUAAAAGACAUCAGCGCCUUUGAGAACAGAAUGUUAAUGCUUGAUGGGAUGCCGGCAGUCAGAGUCAAAACAGAGCUGCUGGAAUCUGAGCAAGGGCAGUCUCCAAACGUCCACAACUACCCAGAUAUGGAAGCUGUACCCUUGUUACUAAACAACAUGAAGGCAGAUCCUGUGGAGGAUUCAUUAUCUACAGACCAUUUUCAAACACAGACUGAACCAGUGGACUUGUCAAUAAACAAAGCCAGGUCAUCCCCUACAGCAGCUUCAUCUUCACCGGUUUCCAUGACAGCAUCUGCCUCAUCCCCUUCUUCUACUUCUACUUCUUCUUCUUCUAGUCGACCAGCUUCAUCACCCACGGUAAUAACAUCAGUAUCCUCAGCAGCGUCUGUACCGUCAGUAUUAACUCCAGGUCCUCUUGUGGCCUCUGCAUCUGGUGUUGGAGGCCAGCAGUUUUUGCACAUUAUCCAUCCAGUACCACCUUCAAGCCCCAUGAACUUGCAGUCCAACAAAAUGAGUCACGUGCAUCGUAUCCCCGUGGUGGUACAGUCGGUACCUGUUGUCUAUACAGCUGUGAGAUCACCUGGGAAUAUGAACAACACUAUAGUAGUACCGCUGUUGGAGGAUGGGAGAAGCCAUGUCAAAGCACAAAUGGACCCCCGAGGCCUAUCUCCCAGACAAAUUAAAAGUGACAGUGAUGAUGACGACCUGCCAAAUGUGACCUUAGAUAGCGUUAAUGAAACUGGAUCUACAGCGCUCUCCAUAGCCAGAGCAGUACAAGAAGAGAGCAUGUGGGGCUGUGCCAGGUCAGCUGUUAACCCUUUUCGUUUUUUCAACUCCAGUUCAAUUUCACCGUUCAGUAUUGAGAGCACAAGGCGUCAGAGGAGGUCUGAGUCUCCAGACUCCAGGAAGCGGCGCAUCCAUCGGUGUGACUUUGAGGGAUGUAACAAAGUAUACACAAAAAGUUCCCACCUGAAGGCUCACCGGAGAACGCACACAGGAGAAAAACCCUACAAAUGUACCUGGGAAGGCUGCACCUGGAAGUUUGCUCGCUCCGACGAACUGACGAGGCAUUACCGCAAGCACACAGGAGUGAAGCCAUUCAAGUGUGCAGACUGUGACCGCAGCUUUUCCCGCUCAGAUCACUUGGCGCUCCACCGCCGCAGGCACAUGCUGGUUUGAGAAACAUUACCUGUUCCAGCCGAGUUUAAGAGCUGGGUCUCUUAACUACCUGGAGUGAAUUCAGCGGGGCUGAAUCCCUCUACAGUGUUAACAGGCAGGGCUUUCCCUAAUGUCUGUAACAAAAAAAAUAAUAACAGAAAUUAAAACUAAAGCAGGAAAAGAAGUGCCACUCUUCUCCUCACCAUCUGGUUAGCCCCAUGUGCCCCUCAGCAUGGCUAUCCCCUGAAAGUGUCAUCACAAUCACCUGGGAAAUAGCAGCCGAAAUGCUACAGGAAUGGGCAUUAUUCUACAUGCUGCAUCCUUUGACAAAAAAAUGUUUAUAGCUUGUAUGUUUUCUCAGCUGUCGGACAUUUGGUUCCUGAAAAAUCACUGAUGAUUGGAGGAUUAGAUACAACAAACCGAUGAUGAUAAUGAUGAUGAGAGCAAGACCGCUAGACCUUUAUUAUCCCAUCUUUUCCUCUUGUUUUGAAGACCAUCUGGCCAGUGUCAGCAUUACACCCGAGCUGUGCUGCAGACAGGCUGCGUGUGAGUAGGCAAGAAGAUUCCGCUGGAGAGGUCCCACUAUCGGAGCUGGAGAGUUGCCGGAGCAGACUUUCGCAAUAACAGUGGUGGCAUUUUAAUAUUGUACCACAAUUUGUCAUUAUGCCCUAAAGGACACCAGCCAUUUAACUUUUUUCCUUUAUCUUUUCUUUUUUGUCCUUUCUUUUCUUUUUUUUUUUUUUUUGUUGUUGUUGAAGUUCGUAAAAUAAACAAGGGGCAGCAGCAUUUCUGCUGUAAGUACAAUAUUAAGUAUCUGCAUUUUACCAUGGACUUAUUUAGAACUGUUUUCUGAUUUGUAUAGAAAGAGAUCACCUAAAAACUACUACUCCAUUCUUGAUAUCAAGUUUUCUUUUGUGCAGGUAUCCUCUUGCCCUCGACCAUUAUUUGAACACAAGGAAAUAGUCUGAUCUUAUACUUGCUGGUACCAAGGUUAAUGGUGUAGCCGUUCAGGAAAUGGAAUUGAAUGUAACAACAAAACAGAAGAAACAGCUAUUGCAGAAAAAAAAGCAAUAAUGAGUAAAAUGGCUCUCGAGACAAUAAUUUACUCCACACCAAGAUUGGAGUGUAUGUAAAAUAGCACGUAAGAUCAUUUACGUUCAUCUUUCUGAUGGUUUCACUGACCUGCUAGGUACAACAGUUAAGUACUUUUACUUCCUUCAACAUAAUACUUGUGUCUGGAAAGCAAGAAAGAUAAAGGAAGGAGCUGAUUGUUGAGGAGUCAGUGGAUGAACUGUACGUAGGAAGGAGAAAUGGUUCUGCAGUGGUGCUCUGCAAAACAUUAGGUUUCUCCCUGGGAGUUAGGGAAUAACAAGAUUUUGCCAGCUGUCUAGUACGAUAUAAAUGGCCCAUUAUAUGGGUACCAGUGGCUGCCUCUGCUGGGAUUUUCAAUCCAAGCCUUUUCAGAUUAAAUAAAAGGAAACUCUUGAUCGUUCCCAUACAGCCCUAUAAUUGUGAACCAAUUUGUAUUAAUUGAAUUAUGCAGGAAAGAGAGAAACUCUUAGUCAUCAGUUGUUCAUGCAAAUGGACUAGUGUUUUUCUGUUUUCUUUCUUCACAAGGAUCUGCCUAUUCAGCUAAAUUUGAUAAAGAGGAGACUUGGCAAGAUUUUUUAAGUGUUGAGAUUUUUAUAGCUUAGAGAUGAAAGAUGUAUACAUAAAGGUCUUUUGCAAUCAUUUAAUUAUGAAUAUUUGGUUCCAGGAAUUGCACUGAUUAAACUUGUGAUGCCACUUGUUCAUUUUUAAAUGUUUGAACAGUCUGAAUUAAUUUCUGAUCCCUGAAGUAACCAUAGUAAUUUUGGUGGGAUUCUGAUAUCAAGGUAAUCUUUUAGAAAAAACAGCACAGACUGCCCAUACAAAUGCUGAAAAGAACUGAAAUUAAUUGAGGAUUAAUAUGACUGGGAUAUUUUAUAACAGCAUUCACAGGCCCCUGAGUUUGACUGUUCUUUAAAUACAUUCUUAAUGUUCCCUGAUACCGGAUAGUUUAUCAGCUCUCUGAAAGAAGAACUUCAGUACUGUUAAAG